AUGGUGCUAAAUUAUCUAAUAUAUUACACGUGUGUGUCAUUGUUGAACGUUUUCCCUCUUACAGGUAAAUUUGAUGUUCACGUAGACCUUAAAGAUGAAUUGGAAGUGGAACAUGCAGUUAUGUUUGAAAGUGAAAGUGAUAGUAACUUUGAAAGUGACGUGGAAUCUAACAUUAAAGUUCCCGAUGUUGAUGUUCCUGAAGUUGAUAUGGAGGCUAACAUUAAAGUUCCUGAAGUUGAUGUGGAGGCUAACAUUGAAGUUCAUGAAGCUCCUGAAGUAGAUGCUAACAUUGAAGUUCCUUUAGUUCAAGAUAACAUUAAAGAAGAGAUUCAAGAUGAAGUGGAACAUGAAAUUCAAGUUAACAUUCAAGAAGAAGUUCAAGUUAACGUGGAAUAG
Messenger RNA from Lactuca saligna, 396 nucleotides. NCBI's taxonomy places the organism in Eukaryota, Viridiplantae, Streptophyta, Magnoliopsida, Asterales, Asteraceae. The record is from the annotation of a GenBank genome assembly.